AUGUCUGGUGUUGCUGCUGUGGCUGCAGCACCUGGCAGCACUACCUGGCCAAAAGAUGCACUAUGCUACCAGUGUGCUCUUCGAAUGUCAAUGUUGUUUGAUUACCCUCCUCCCCGAACGAUGGGGCAGCUUCAGCCUUCCCUCGCAUCCGAACCUGUCUCUGCCCUAUCUGAUGACACACUGCCGACGCUGGACGAUGCCCAUCAUCCACUGUUCACGCUCGUCCACGAGACGCCUAAGAGUGUACGUCGCUACUUUUGCGGUGCUCUACAACCGAUUGUCACCACGGCAGGCGACCUGAAAGCACCACUUCCAACUGGCACACCCGAAGUAAACGGGCCCACAGCCGCGGAGUCGACGGCGCAUGGCAUGCUCGGCGGAGAUUCUGCCCCCCAAUACGCAGUAACAUGGUUGUGCGUUGCGUGCAUGGGGCUGUACCAGUUCAUUGACCUCAUUCACGCCCCCUUGGCGGCUGCUGCAGUGCGGACAAGCCCGUUUUACGAUUCUGAAGCCAUCACCAUCAACGUCAACAUUAACCGUAGCUUCACCUUCACAUGGCUGGCUGUGGCAAUCCGUUACUUCGACCUCAACGGGACCGGCACAGAGCGCCCGUUACCGUCAUCGAUUGUGAAGGAGGAGCUGAACAAUUUCAAAGACUUUUACAUGAGCGACCUGCGUGCGCGCAUUCUCCCCUAUCUGUUGGACUCGCAUGACAGUGUAGCGGCCUCAAGCGUGUUGCCGGCAGCCAGUUCGCGAACCGCGCAGCUUCCUGGGCUUGCCGUGUAUGUUGAGGCUGUUGGAGCGUUGUUGGAUAGUACGAGGGAGGCGGGGAGGAGGGGGGCCGCUGGAGAAGAGGCCGUCGUCAAACGUGCACGAACCGAGGAGACUGCCGCCUUUUCUGAGCCGGUGAGUUCUUCUCGGGCUGCUGCGCCAGGCUGCGGUGCAACCAGACCUGCUCUUGUGGCGCUGCAAGCGUUUCGCUACAGCGGGGCGAGCGAGAGCCUCGUUAGCGAUGUGUUUUGUCGUCAUCACGCCACAGAGGGCCUGAUCACAGAGGGGCACAUGCCCGCCGCAUACUGCGGAAACCGCUCCACCGAAGUGCUUCCCUAUAGUGUUAUCUACGACUACGUAGUUCCGUAUCUCACCAAGGCUGGAUGGAUGCCAGGGACAGCGACGGCAGCGGCCGAGGGACGCCAAGAGGAUUGUCGAGCGACUGCUCGACAGGCAGCCACGGUUUCCUUCCAAGUGCAUCACAAGAACAUCUACCUCAUGGGGAGGUAUCGCAAAAUGAUGCGCAACAUGUCACAGUCCCCGUGGUUUCUACAUGGGCAGCGCAUUGGCUCAUUCUCUCUCCAGGAGGUCAUUGCAAACCCGGUGCUGCCUUUCUUUUUUCCGGAUAUGCCUGCCGUACCUCCCGAGGCCCCGGCGUCGCCGGUGUUGCUCACCAGUGAGGAAGGGAAGUUGGCGUCAGCUGCAUCUGUGAUGGUAGAGCGCGGUACCCACGCCACACGCUGGCAGUCUGUCGCCCCGCCUGUCGCUUCAUCCGCUCUCGUCUUUGGCUACAAGCGCUACAAGUUUCACAGCGCCGGUCGCGAGGACGUGGAUGUGCGGAUGCUCGGUGAGGGGAGGCCGUUUGUGCUGGAGCUCAUUUCGCCGAUCCGUGAGCGCUUCACCGAGGAUGAUCUGCGCUGCCUUGAGGCGCUGAUCUCCGCCAGCUACGAGGGCAGCAUAGAAGUGAGUCAACUGCGACACACGGAUGCGGACAUCACCGUCCGCCUGGCCCGUCAUUCGGAGAGCAAGGUGAAGCAGUAUCGCUGUGUCAUCUGGUCCAGCCGUGCCAUCAACGACGCGGCGGCCGAUCCUCACGUGCGUGCCAUUCACGCGAUGAAGGACUUGUCGAUUCAGCAAAAGACGCCCCUGCGUGUGCUGCACCGCCGCUCACUGCAUUGGCGGCCGCGGUUGAUUCACUCGAUGAGGUUGACACCUCUCAACCCGCAUUGGUUCCUGCUCGAUCUCGAGACCCAGGCUGGAACGUAUGUGAAGGAGUUUGUGCACGGCGAUAUGGGGCGCACAACGCCGCAUUUAGGCAUGCUGCUGAAUGCCCGCACGGAUAUUAUUCAGCUGGAUGUCGUUGGGAUGGCCAUGCACGACCUUGACCAAGAGUGA
Messenger RNA from Leishmania braziliensis MHOM/BR/75/M2904, 2166 nucleotides. RefSeq lists its product as hypothetical. The record is from RefSeq and is a predicted model, not a curated record. Bases 1 to 2166 code for a protein of 721 amino acids. Gene Ontology annotation, molecular function: RNA binding; pseudouridine synthase activity. Lineage: Eukaryota; Euglenozoa; Kinetoplastea; Trypanosomatida; Trypanosomatidae. Gene Ontology annotation, biological process: tRNA pseudouridine synthesis. The transcript has a single exon.